UCAAAGCCAGCCUUGAAAUCCAGCCCGCCCCAGGUCGCCUCGAGUUAGCUGCGGGCUAGGGCGAAAAAACAGUCGGCAAGGAUUAUACGGAUUGAGGAGAAAGACGGAAAAAGAGACAAAAAAAGAUAAUGACGCAUCACAUUCCCCGUGCCUGUCUUUCGGGCCCCCACGCGCCAUCGGACUUGUUGUCCCUGGCCUUGUGUUGGCUUGGUCGGACCUUGGCACGCAUUGACGUCCAUGAGACCCUCCCCGGCAGCCGUUGGUCAGUCGUGGCCAUGCCCCCCCGCCCACUAAUUCCGGCCGCCGGUGCUUGCCGUGUCCGAAUUCCGAACAGGUUGUGGCAGCUUUUCACCACCGGGUCACCACCGGGUUGGACGUGCUUGGCCAUGCCAGGUGUGGUGGUGAGUUUGCGAGAGGACGGCGACACGAGACAUAAGCCAAUCCUUCCAAGGAGCAAGGAUUCGAGCCUCGCACUGGGGGGUCUCGGACUGGCUGAUUGGGGGCUAUUUUGUCCUGCACGAUGGGAUGGGAUGCAUAAUGCGGGGGCGGAUUAUCCGUGGCGAUGGAUCAAUGAUCGGGCCACAAGGCAACAAGGAAGCCGGCCUCAGGUAACAAGGAGGUUGAGGUGAGCGACUGAGGCCCAGUACGCAAUGCCCUUUCCCUCCUGUAAUUGUAAUUACCAC
Molecule: messenger RNA, 683 nt
Organism: Lasiosphaeria miniovina
Lineage: Eukaryota; Fungi; Ascomycota; Sordariomycetes; Sordariales; Lasiosphaeriaceae
Exons: 2
Coding region: 129-629 (166 amino acids)
Source: RefSeq, a predicted model, not a curated record